AGAACGCGUACUGAGUUGAUCAGACUGCGCGUUCCCGCCGCCCACUCUUUCUCCUUCAUUUCCUCUCUCUCUCCUUUCUUAAAAAUAUCAGUAAUGGAACCGAAAUGUAAAACAUCUCAUUUUUAGUUCUGAACAAAAGUACUUGCAUCAAGGAACAAGAAAAUCAGUUGGUUUAAUGGCAAAAUCAAAGAAUUGUGACGCCAAGAAGCAGUCGUACAUUUAUGUUCCUUCUCAGAUAAUCAACUCUCUCUCCUCCUCUUCUCUCCAGUCGCUUCUCGUUUCUCCAAAGAAAAGGAACUCAAACAAGUUCCUUUUUGGCUACAAUUCAUGCAGAAGCCCAAGGGUUUGGUUGUCCGCUCUCUUUUUCUUCGGCCUUGUUGGCAUGUUGAGGUUGCGCUGGAAUGUUGACACUUUGGUCCCAUUCUCUCCAUACCCAUGUCUCCAAAGUACUCAACCAAAACCGCAUCUGGGUUUUGCUUCAAGCAUUGAUGAAGUUGGUAAAAAAGACGAUUUUUUUAUUGCUAAUAAUAACGGUCAGCCUCCUAAUUAUUUACAUUCGGAAAGUGAGUUUUGGAAGCAGCCUAAUGGGAUGGGUUACCGGCCGUGCUUGGAUUUCAGUGCCGAGUAUAGAAGAGCAACUAAGGCCAUUGUGAAGGACAGGAGAAAGUAUUUGCUGGUGGUGGUUUCAGGUGGCAUGAAUCAGCAAAGAAAUCAGAUUGUGGAUGCUGUUGUCAUUGCCAGGAUACUUGGAGCUGCUUUCGUUGUUCCCGUCUUGCAAGUCAACGUCAUCUGGGGUGAUGAAAGUGAAUUUUCUGAUAUAUUCGAUUUGGCUCAUUUCAAGAGAGUUCUUGCCGAUGAUGUGCGUAUACUAUCGUCAUUGCCUUCUACACAUAUAAUGGCAAGGCCGGUAGAGGAGAAUCGGACUCCACUUCAUGUCUCGCCUCAAUGGAUUCGUUCACGUUAUCUAAAGCGGAUAAAUAGGGAAGGAGUUUUGCUUUUGCGAGGUCUGGAUUCAAGGCUCUCUAAAGAUCUUCCUCCUGAUCUUCAAAAGCUUCGCUGCAAGGUGGCAUUUCAAGCAUUAAGAUUUGCUCCACCAGUCCUUGAACUUGGUAACAAGCUCGCUCAGAGAAUGCAGGGCAAGGGACCCUACCUUGCUCUGCAUCUUCGAAUGGAGAAGGAUGUAUGGGUGAGGACUGGUUGCCUUCCAGGCUUGAGCAAGGAAUAUGAUAAUAUGAUCCAUAAUGAAAGGAGAAGACGGCCUGAGCUUCUUACUGCAAGAAGAAACAUGACUUACCAUGAGCGAAAGCUUGCAGGACUUUGCCCCUUGAAUGCUUUUGAAGUGACUAGGUUGCUUAAAGCUUUGGGGGCUCCUAGGAGUGCAAAAAUAUACUGGGCUGGAGGGCAACCACUGGGUGGGAAAGAAGCCUUGUUACCGUUAACCAGAGAAUUUCCCCAUUUCUACAAUAAGGAAGAUCUUGCAUUGCCUGGAGAAUUAGAACCAUUUUCUAACAAGGCUUCUAUUAUGGCUGCCAUCGACUAUAUAGUUUCUGAGAAAAGCGAUGUUUUCAUGCCAUCUCACGGUGGAAAUAUGGGCCACGCAAUUCAGGGACAUAGAGCGUAUGCAGGGCAUAAAAAGUAUAUAACUCCAAACAAAAGACAUAUGCUCCCUUAUUUUCUGAACUCUUCUCUCCUCGAAGGAGAGUUCAACAGGAUCAUAAAGGAAUUGCACCAUGAAUCUUUAGGGCAGCCAGAACUCCGGACUAGCAAAGCUGGAAGGGAUGUAACAAAGUAUCCGGUUCCAGAAUGUAUGUGCAACAAUGUACAUACCCACUCACUUUAAUUCUGAAGGCUUCCAACAUGAUAGCUACAUUACAAGAAAUAGCUUCAUUGAGAAUUGGGAAUUCCUGGUGCUACCCCGAAUUUGAUCCCUUGGAAAAUUUGAUAGUAAGAUUUUUGGGCAAUGAUGAUUCAUUGGGGCGCCAAUUUAAGAGCAACUGCAGCCUGCAAACGCUUUUCGACAGUACUUGCAUUUUGUCUUUGCAUGUACCAUCCUGCUUGCAUGGGUAUGUAUUUUUUCAAGGCAAGAUAGAUGUUGUCAUAUAUUGAGAAUAUAUAUAUGAUAGUUAUCAUUCGUUGAUUCUUUAUAGGAAGAUAUUUUCCCCUCUCAAGAACUGAUCUUUUAGUUAUUUCAUUCUUUCCAUUGAACAUACGUACCUCAUUAUGAUACAUACAUUUACAUUUGGUAAUAAAGCGUUCCAUUUCUGAAA
Durio zibethinus is the source of this 2267-nucleotide messenger RNA. Its product is annotated as O-fucosyltransferase 20-like. Gene Ontology annotation, cellular component: cytoplasm. NCBI's taxonomy places the organism in Eukaryota, Viridiplantae, Streptophyta, Magnoliopsida, Malvales, Malvaceae. The record is from RefSeq and is a predicted model, not a curated record.